Molecule: messenger RNA, 2797 nt
Organism: Prosopis cineraria
Lineage: Eukaryota; Viridiplantae; Streptophyta; Magnoliopsida; Fabales; Fabaceae
Exons: 8
Coding region: 329-2479 (716 amino acids)
Biological process (GO): mRNA splicing, via spliceosome
Cellular component (GO): catalytic step 2 spliceosome
Molecular function (GO): RNA binding; protein binding
Source: RefSeq, a predicted model, not a curated record
AAAAACCCUAAAUCCCGUUCACGAUUCAAUCUUCAUCUUUCACUCAAUUUCAAUCAGACGCUUGCCUCGCUUUCACUCACUCAAAUUAACCCUGUAAGCUCGUGCUCGCCGCCUCCGUGCCUCGCCUUUGCUUGCGCUCGUGCAGUCGUACUCGCCGCCGCCGCGCCUCGCCUUCGCUCGUGCUCGUGUUAUUGAAUAAGGGUCGAAUCCUAGGGCUUUGUCUGCGUCCAAAAUCCGGAUACAGGAAGUGAUCGGUUCUUAAAAUAGCCUUCCUCUGGUCUGUUUCUUCUUUUAUUUCGGGAGAUUCUUGAAACUGAAUUAAAUUGGCAUGGGUAGAAGGCACAGCAGUGAACCCAGGGAAGAGCAUGUGAAGGAUGAGAGAGAUAGACAUCGUUAUCACAGCAGACAUAGACGAGAUAGGACCGAUGAACGUAAAAAUAGGCAUAGAGAGCAUGACACUGAGGACAGAUACAAAAUCAAAGAUCGCUAUGCAUAUCAUAAUUCGGAGGAUGAAAUUGAGAGGAAAUCAGAAAGAGAUAGAGAAAAGGAGCACAGAAUUACUAAGGAUGGUUAUGGUGAGAAGUAUCGUAGGGAUAAGUAUGAGAGGAAGCAAGAAGAAGAUAAUAGGAAGAAAGAGGAUGGACAGGGAAGGUUAGAUGGGGAUUCAAAACCUCAAAGACAAUCAACAACUCUGGAGGGGAACCUGAAUGGCGAUACAUCGAAUUUGGGUAGGAGCGGAGGAGUUUACAUCCCUCCAUUUAAGUUGGCUCGCAUGAUGAAGGAAGUUCAAGACAAAAGUAGUGUUGAGUACCAGCGGUUAACAUGGGAUGCUCUUAGGAAGAGCAUUAAUGGACUUGUGAACAAGGUUAAUGCUGCUAAUAUAAAAAAUAUAAUUCCAGAACUAUUUGCAGAGAAUUUAAUAAGAGGAAGAGGCUUGUUUUGCCGGUCUUGUAUGAAGUCUCAAAUGGCUUCUCCAGGUUUUACUGAUGUUUUUGCUGCGCUGGUUGCUGUUGUGAACACCAAAUUUCCUGAGGUGGGUGAUCUUUUAUUGAGAAGAAUUGUCUUGCAGCUUAAGAGAGCUUAUAAGCGAAAUGACAAGCCUCAAUUACUAGCCGCAGUCAAGUUUAUUGCACAUCUUGUAAACCAGCAAGUGGCUCAUGAGAUUGUUGCUCUAGAGUUGCUCACAGUUUUACUGGAGAAGCCUACUGAUGACAGUGUUGAAGUAGCUGUUGGUUUUGUCACAGAGUGUGGGUCAAAAUUGCAAGAUGUCUCGCCAAGAGGCCUUCACGGUAUUUUUGAGCGAUUUCGUGGAAUUCUUCAUGAAGGAGAAAUUGACAAACGUGUUCAGUUCUUGAUUGAAGGCCUAUUUGCAAUUCGAAAGGCCCAGUUUCAGGGCUAUCCAGCCAUUCGUCCUGAACUAGACCUUGUGGAGGAGGAAGACCAGUUGACGCAUGAAGUCUCCUUGGAUGAGGAGAUAGAUCCAGAGAUUUCCCUUGAUGUAUUCAAGCCAGAUCCAAAUUUCACGGAGAACGAGAAGCGUUAUGAAGAGUUAAGGAAAACAAUACUAGGUGAUGAAUCUGAGGAUGAAGAAGGCUCUAAUGCUGAGUCAGAUGAUGAUGGAGAUGAGGAUGAGGAUGAAGAUGAAGAUGAAGAUGAUGAUGAAAUGGAAGAGGAACAGAUGAAGAUUAGAGAUGAGACAGAGACAAAUCUUAUCAAUCUUCGAAGAACAAUUUACUUAACAAUUAUGUCCAGUGUAGAUUUUGAGGAAGCUGGUCAUAAACUUUUGAAAAUCAAGCUAGAGCCGGGUCAGGAGAUGGAACUGUGCAUUAUGCUUUUGGAAUGUUGCAGCCAAGAGAGAACUUACCUCCGGUACUAUGGUCUUCUGGGGCAGCGAUUCUGCAUGAUCAACAGAGUCUACCAAGAAAAUUUUGACAAGUGUUUUGUACAGCAAUACUCAAUGAUCCACCGGCUUGAAACAAAUAAAUUGCGCAAUGUGGCAAAGUUUUUCGCUCAUUUACUGGGCACUGAUGCAUUACCCUGGCAUGUUUUAUCAUAUAUACGGUUAACUGAGGAGGACACUACCUCAUCUUCCCGUAUAUUCAUUAAGAUUCUCUUCCAGGAAUUGUCUGAACAUCUCGGCAUCCGCCUUUUAAAUGAGCGGCUGAAUGAUCCAACAAUGCAGGAUUCUUUUGAAUGUAUAUUUCCAAAAGAUAAUCCAAAGAACACACGGUUUGCCAUUAACUUCUUCACAUCCAUUGGUCUUGGUGGUCUUACUGAGAACCUCCGAGAGUAUUUGAAGAAUAUGCCACGGCUUAUCAUGCAACAACAGAAACCAGUUUCCGAUUCAGAAUCAGAUGACGAGUCUGGGAGUUCUGAUUCUUCAGAUUCAGGAUCUGCCAGUUCUGAGUCCGAGUCCAAGUCAGACUCAUCUAGUUCUGAUGAGAGUGACAAGGGGCGAAGAAAGAGGAGGAGAAGGUGAAGUGGUUUUGUGCUUAUUACAUAAAUGUGAGUAGUACAACCUCUUGUAGAUUUUUAAUGCUAAAUACUGUAUCUCCAAAUAGGCUUAAAGGAGGUUCAUAAUGCCCCCACUAAUUUUGUUUGUUAUUUGCCUUGUGAAAAUUCAAUGGCAUGUGUCCUAUUAAAGUGAAGCUCUUGAAUUGAGUCUUUGUUAAAAAGUUCCUACUUCAUUUUCUUGACAUUCAUGUAGGCUGUAGUUAUUUAUGUUGGCAAUUUCAACAUUUAUUUAAGUGUAUUGUAAUAUAAAUUAUGAUAAUUAUAAUUAGAAAUGACUUUUAUA